AACCCAAACCCGCCGGUCCUCGUCCUCGUGUUGUGGUGCCCGGUCCGAGUUCGAAACCCGGCGAUUUCGCGCCGAAAGUGAUGAUCGCCGUGACGUGUCGCGCGUGUUGUGGAAUAUGAAGUGGCGCCGGAUAGUGCGACGCAAAGUCAGAGACAAACUCGACUGAUCCUUCUUGUAAAGCUUUUUAUUGUGUUGAUUCGUACCCGGAUUAAAUUCCAAGUUCCGAUAGUUUCUUUUUUGAGCCGGUUUUUUGAUCGGCAAAAUUGCCAAAAAGUUGUUCCGUUUGUUAUCAUCUGUGUGACAUUUCGGCGUACUAGGCCGUUGGGAACUCUGGAUUUCGAAGAACAGGUGGCGUGGUAUCAUGUUACAGGGGAUAUCCCGACCAGAGCAAGCAGGAUCUUUGCUCCCACCUCAUCAUCAUCAAUCCCUAAGUCAUCAUCAUCCUUUGGCCCCCACCUCCGGCUGGCCCGGAGGGUCUCCCGAUGACUUAGCGCAUAAAGGACUGAAUUAUAUUUCUGAAGGGCACAGCGGUGUGAACCAGCUGGGAGGCGUUUUCGUCGGUGGACGACCUUUGCCCGACUCAACCCGACAAAAGAUAGUUGAAUUGGCUCAUUCUGGAGCCAGACCCUGUGAUAUUUCUAGGAUACUUCAAGUUUCAAAUGGCUGCGUCUCAAAAAUUUUAGGAAGAUAUUACGAGACGGGCUCGAUCCGGCCUCGGGCGAUCGGGGGUUCGAAGCCCCGGGUGGCGACGGCGGAGGUGGUGGCGCGGAUAUCCCAGUUCAAGCGGGAGUGUCCGUCCAUUUUCGCCUGGGAAAUCAGGGACCGGCUCCUUCAGGAGGGCGUCUGCACCAGCGACAACAUUCCUAGCGUAUCUUCAAUUAAUCGAGUGCUUCGAAAUUUAGCCGCCCAAAAGGAACAAAGUCCUUGUUCCGUUUCACCAGCUAGCGAUUCCGUUUACGAUAAAUUGAGACUUCUCAAUGGGCAGACGACGGCAUGGCCACGACCUAGUCCUUGGUACAAUCCACCAGGGACUGGAGGUAACUCAUUCGCCUUACAACCUAGCAACUUUAGUCCCAAUGCCACCGGAUAUAGUCCAGAAAUUACAGAGCUACCAAUUAAAAAAGGCGUUGAGUUGGACGGGGUAGGAUCGGACGAAACUUGUACUUCUGGUGGUGAUAACUCGAACCCAGGUUCCAGCGUGGGACCGGAGGAUGAUCAAGCCAGACUCCGGCUUAAGAGGAAACUCCAAAGGAAUCGCACGUCUUUCACCAACGACCAAAUAGACAGUUUAGAAAAAGAGUUCGAAAGAACGCAUUAUCCUGACGUGUUUGCUCGGGAGAGAUUAGCUGUGAAAAUAGGGUUACCAGAAGCUCGGAUACAGGUGUGGUUUUCGAAUCGACGAGCCAAAUGGAGGCGGGAGGAGAAGCUGCGGACGCAACGGCGAGCGACGGACCAACAGCAACACCCGACGGUGGGCAGCACCGAGCAGCCCCCCGCCCCCGCCUCCCCCUCCAGGAUAGGCACCUUCACCUCCAACUCCUCCAACAUGUACCCCGCCAUUUCCACGCCUAUCUCCAUGCCCGACUCAUACAGCCCAAUGAGCGGUAUGUCGGGUAGCUUCAACAUAUCGAGCGGGCCUCCUCAAAUGCCUCCCAGCCCCACGUCGUGUCUUCAGCAGAGAGAUUCGUACCCGUGUAUGACGCGGGGGUACGAACCCCUGUCCCUCGGCUCCUACGCUCCGCCCAAACACUCUUGCUACAGCCCCACGCACUACCAACCCAUCAACGGCCAUUCGCACCAAUACUCCUCUGGUGUUUCCUCAACUACCGGUCUAAUAUCUCCGGGCGUGUCUGUGCCAAUCGCAAUUCCGGGUCAAACUCCAGACAUGACGUCACAGUACUGGUCCAGAUUCCAGUGACUGUGGUGGAACUAGGCACCGUCAGAAGCACCCCUUUGUUUACCAAAAAAUCAAGCCCUAGCUGCUCAUCAAAAGCUUCACCUCCGACUUCUUGGACGCUCUGCUCAGCGCGCGAGAGUGCGAAAGGAAAAAUUCUGACCAAUCAGAAUUCGUCCUCCCUCAGCUGGCGAUCCCAUCAAAUUUUCAUGUCAUCAAAAGGAUGAUAGCUUUUAUUUUACGUUCGAAUCUUUUUUCGUUAACCAGCCGUUGCAAAAUAAGGGUUCGCUACCCGAAGAGCGCAAGAUGAAGGACGAUGUGGUCAGAAGGAGUAUGCAGAAAACUGAUUCGUGGCGCUGAUGGCGUGGCGUCCUUUGCGACAUAUCGAUUAUCAUGCCAUUUAAACCUAUGGAAAAGGAUCUAUAAACAGAGUGUUCGCACCGAACACCUUAAUAAUCGAUUCUUUACCAUAGGUUUAAAUGGCAGAACAAUCGAUACAUCGCAAUUCACGCCACGCCUCUGCAGAAUGCCUGUGAAUUCCUCGAGUGCACGGCUAAUUCCGUCAGAAUAUUGCAGUUUUAUCGGAUAUAUGGUAAAUUGUUUAUCGCUGUAUGAUCGAGCGGUACCAUUUUGGUGACGAUCACGGCAAGAUCCAUUUUCCAACGUCCGAGUAUGCUGUGUAAGGUUUCAAUUUGAAAGAUCCAAGAACCUUGAGUUUAUGUAAUUGAGCGUGUGCGGCGGUUUUCUGUGAAGUCCAGAGCCUGCUGAGGCAGGAGAGUCUAGAAUGAUAAAGAUCAAGUCUUUAACGCGACCGGCACAGUUUCACUAUUGACACAAAAGGCGGUUCUCUCAAGUAUUACCGUUUUCCUUUCAUUUAAACCCGUUUUAAAUAUCGAUUCGAUGUGAAGAACGAUCCCGCAGAAUCGAUUUUUUACACGCAUUUAAAUUUAGUAAAACAGUGUUGCUAAUAUACAAGAAUCGCCACCAUAAAUUUUGUCGCUCUGCUCGGAAAAUCAUGCCAUUUUUUUACCUCUUUGUGAAUAAUCCAGUCCUCCUAUGUAGCGACUUAUAGAGUAUGAUUAAUUGUGACAUCUCAGGAGGAGUCCAUUCCGCUUUGAAACAACAUAUGGGCACAAGCUAUUUUGUGCAAUUGCAUUCUCAAUUUUAGCCCCAAAUUUUGGUAGCAUCAUUGACUCAUGAGAUUUUUUCUCCCCUAUAUUCCUUUCUUUUGUUUGAGUCAGGUAAAAUGUAAGCAAGAAAACAUGAGAAGCAUUUCCAUACUUAACUUGUGCGCACCCACUUUUGCGUAAGUUGGGAUUGACGCAUUUUUUCUUGUCGGUAGGAAUGUCCUUUAUUUUAAAUUUAUUUGUUUUUGAAUUUUGAUUUGUUUUUCUAAAGAACAACUGUACCAAGUUUUGCAGCGACAUGUUUAUCAAAAUGGCUCGCAAUUUGUUAAAUAAGGGGUAUUACAGAUAAAUAGGAGAGGUGGAUUAUUUUUCGUAGGGACAAAAAAAAAUCAUAAAUUCAAUAAUAUACGCGAGCUUUCAUUGUAACUUUAAGUUGAAGAUAAACUCUGUGUAUAAAUUCUAUCAUUACAGCUUUGCUCCGGACUUGAUAGCCAAUCUAUUCAGAGAUUCGUUCGGGUUGAAAAGUAACUGAGUUUACGAUCUCACUUCAUUUUUCAUUUGUGAUUCUUUGGCUUUUCCCAACCUUGCAUCAAUGUAAUAUAUUCCAACAUGCAAACGAAAAUCAAUAUUGUACGCGAAUGAAUACGAUAACUGCUGUGAGGCUGAGGAGGCUGAACAUUCUGGAACCUUAUUGUAAAAAUGUUUAGAAUCUUUGUAAAUUUACGAUGCGUUCUUAGUGUAGAUGCAAAUGUUUGUAAGUAUUUUGAAAAGAAAUAAUAUUUAAAGUUUGUAAAAUUAAUGUACAUAAAAAAACGAAUUAGGAUGAUAUGGUGAUUACAAAAAUAAAUUAUUUAAAUGAAAAUAAAA
This is a messenger RNA of Bemisia tabaci, 3888 nucleotides long. Lineage: Eukaryota; Metazoa; Arthropoda; Insecta; Hemiptera; Aleyrodidae. The record is from RefSeq and is a predicted model, not a curated record.